UUGCCUCACAAAGCCGCGGACCUACCCGAAACUGCCUCGAGAGUCGAGACAAGCGCUUGGAUAAACCGUUUAGCCUACGCUCUACCUGAACCUAAAAUCUAAAAAGCGCACCACGACUAGACUCCGCGUACAUAUUAAUUAUCAACCAACCUCGAAAUAAGUUGUCUUUACUAAACAACGACGGGUCGUUGAGUUUGGACCUGCCUUUGUAUUGCCCAGAAAUCCUGUUUUGGUUGAGGGACAGGUGUCUUAACUAAGCCAUCAGAGGAAUCCUCCACUGUCUGCAGGCUGUAGCCUCCCCCAGCUCCUGACUGUCCUGCCGCAGCAAUGCUGCUCGACUGUGAGAACUAUGACAAACCCGUGUCCUUCUUCUACAACCAAAGUGGCAAGAACAUCACCUCGGACUGGUCGCGGCGAGACUACAUCGUGGUGGGCGUGGGGCUGACGGUGUGCCUCAUCGUCAUCCUCUCCAACCUGCUGGUCAUCGCGGCCAUCAUCAAGAACCGCCGGCUCCACUUCCCCAUCUACUACCUCCUGGGCAACAUGGCGGCCGCCGACCUGUUCGCCGGGGUCUCCUACCUCAACCUGCUCUUCCACACGGGGCCCUACACCAUCGGCCUCACCCAGCACCAGUGGUUCGUCCGCGGGGCCCUGGUGGACAUGAGCCUCACCGCCUCGGUGGCCAACCUGCUGGCCGUGGCCGUGGAGAGGCACCAGACCAUCUUCACCAUGCAGCUGCACAGCACCAUGACCAAGAGGCGCGUGGUGCUGCUCAUCCUGGGCAUCUGGGCGGUGGCCAUCUUCAUGGGCCUGGUGCCCACCAUGGGCUGGAACUGCGUGUGCGACCUGUCCACCUGCUCCACCACCGUGCCCCUGUACCAGCGCAGCUUCCUGGUCUUCUGGGCCGUGGUCAACCUGCUGGCCUUCACCGUCAUGGUGGCCAUGUACACGCGCAUCUUCGUCUACGUGCGCCACCGCUUCUACGGCAGGCCCAGCCUGGACGACCAGGUCAAGUACGAGACCGUCAUCAGCCUGAUGAAGACCGUGGCCAUCGUGCUGGGUGCGUUUGUGUUCUGCUGGACCCCUGGCCUGGUGAUCCUGCUGCUGGACGGUCUGGACUGCAAGGGCUGCCAGGUGCUGCACUACGAGAAGUACUGCCUGGCCCUGGCCGAGUGCAACUCCCUGGUGAACCCCAUCAUCUACUCCUACCGCGACGAGGACAUGCGGAGGGCCUUCAAGGAGAUCCUCUGCUUCCUGUGCAACAAGAGCUGUGGCCAGCAGGGGGAGCCGGCGCCCCUCGAGCUGAGCAGGAACGGAGACAGCACCAGGUCCAAAAACAGCUCCAUCAGGCGCCCCCUGUUCUCAUCCAGCAGCACCUCGCAUGGCUGAUGAUGACAGCUGGCUGCUCACCAUUAGUUACUGUGUGUUGCUAAAACAGUACUUGUAUUUGGGAUUUAGUUUUCCAACUUCUGGGAAAGACCUAGACCAGUCCCUCAAAAGUGUUCAUUUUACGAAGAGGUGCCCCCCCAUCCCAUUUAAAAAGUCAGGCAUUUCAACGGUUAUUUUACUGUAAUAGAAGGCAAGAUUGUGUCAUUUGCAUCUCCAUCUGUUGUCAAAAAAAAAAAUUGCACAUUGCAACAUUGCACUGGUAGCUCUGCAGUAUGAAGUUGUCUCAGGGAAGAUGGGCAAGGGGGAGUGCAAUACUCACGUCACGCUCAAGCGUCCACCAUAUUUACACCUCAGCUCUGCUCAGAGUACGUACGAAUGGCCCCUCUCUCAGUGUGCUGAAACACUGUGAGCUGGCCGAGGUGGGGAUUGGGGGGCCGGUACAUAAUAGAGGCCACCAAUGGUGUAGGUUUGGUUUGGAAAGUGGUGGGGAAAAAUUGUCGGGGCUUAAUAUUUUCACAUUAUAUUUCUUACAAAGUGGUAGGGACACUUCAAGAUAAUCUCAGAAGUGGUAUGGACAUGUCCCCACCAUCCACCCCAUAAACCACGCCCAUAGAGGCCACAGAGCUAUGCGAUGCAAGUGGCUAUAUUAUGGAUGCAGAGGCAGGUGAUCAGAAGGGGGUGAUGGAGGUGGGCGAUGCGGGCGCCCCAUCUGUGCCAGCUGUCCCAUCAUGCCCCAGCUGGUCUGGGGACUAAACCAGUGGAUGCUCAAUCCUGCAAGCUAUUGCAAGCAUCCAAGGACUGCAUUGCAAAGGACUUAGGUGAGAACUUUCUGACAUCGGUCCAGUUUUCAACUGUGAAUGUUGUGCAUAACUGUGUUAUAUGGACACUGGUUGUUAUGAAUAUCAUGAUGUAAUUAGUAUGCUUAGUUCUUGUCUUGUUUUUUUGCUUAAUAGAUUUAAUAAUUGUUCACAUUUAACAGUAUUUAUCUUAAGUCUGCAUACUAACAAGCUGGGCUCUAAAUUAACCUUUCAUCACCAGCCAAAAUGGCCAACCCAAAAACACAAUCCCUAAUGGGUCAAAAUGUAGUAAGUUGGUCUUUACUACCAGCCAAACAAAAAUUUCACCAGCAUUUGGCCGGUCGGCUGGUGCUGAUCAUAAGCCCUGCUAACAUGUGAAGUAUUUCAUGUUAAGAGUUUUGCCAAUGGGGUAUAAUUAUA
Molecule: messenger RNA, 2606 nt
Organism: Engraulis encrasicolus (European anchovy)
Lineage: Eukaryota; Metazoa; Chordata; Actinopteri; Clupeiformes; Engraulidae
Gene: lpar2a
Product: lysophosphatidic acid receptor 2a
Exons: 4
Coding region: 328-1389 (353 amino acids)
Biological process (GO): regulation of metabolic process; adenylate cyclase-activating G protein-coupled receptor signaling pathway
Cellular component (GO): plasma membrane; cytoplasm
Molecular function (GO): melanocortin receptor activity
Source: RefSeq, a predicted model, not a curated record